Molecule: messenger RNA, 1539 nt
Organism: Parathielavia appendiculata
Lineage: Eukaryota; Fungi; Ascomycota; Sordariomycetes; Sordariales; Chaetomiaceae
Product: adenine nucleotide alpha hydrolases-like protein
Exons: 2
Coding region: 135-1340 (401 amino acids)
Biological process (GO): tRNA wobble position uridine thiolation
Cellular component (GO): mitochondrion; cytosolic tRNA wobble base thiouridylase complex
Molecular function (GO): tRNA binding
Source: RefSeq, a predicted model, not a curated record
CUCUGUAACAUCUGAAGGCUUAGAGUCAGAAGGAGUUUUGCAGGCGAUAUGAAGUGAUGAACCGGAAACUCGACGAACCCCUGGACUGAGCGCACUCAACAGCUGCUCGGAUCAAAUACUAAAUCUCUACCUCCAUGGCGCCCGCGCUCUGCGCCAAUUGCAAAACUGAACGGGCGCUCAUCAAACGGCCCAAGAACCACGCGAAGCUCUGCAAGGCCUGCUUCAUCACGGUCUUCGAGGACGAAGUACACCACACCAUCAUCUCGUCACAGCUGUUCCGUCUCGGCGAGAAGGUAGCUAUAGGAGCAUCCGGCGGAAAGGAUUCGACCGUCUUGGCGUCCGUUCUCAAAACACUGAACGAGCGGCAUGGAUAUGGACUUGAGCUGGUUCUCUUGAGCAUAGAUGAAGGGAUCAAGGGUUAUCGCGAUGACUCCCUGGAGACAGUCAAGCGGAAUGCCGUGCAGUAUGAUAUGCCCCUCAAAGUGGUCGGCUACGAUGAGCUGUACGGCUGGACGAUGGACCAGGUUGUCGAGACGAUCGGCAAAAAGGGCAACUGCACAUACUGCGGCGUCUUCCGGAGGCAGGCACUAGACCGCGGUGCCAAAAUGCUCGGCAUCAAGCACGUCGUGACGGGCCACAAUGCCGACGACGUGGCCGAGACCGUACUCAUGAACCUCCUACGGGGCGACCUGGCGCGUCUAUCACGAAGCACCAGUAUCGUGACAGGAGACAGCCGGUCCGAGGUCAAGAGAAGCAAGCCACUCAAGUACUCGUAUGAGAAAGAGAUUGUCCUCUAUGCCCAUCAUAAGAGACUCGACUACUUCAGCACUGAGUGCAUCUACAGCCCAGAGGCGUUCCGCGGCAGCGCAAGAGGGCUCAUCAAGCAGCUUGAGAGAGUGCGCCCAACAGCCAUUCUAGACAUUGUCCGAAGCGGGGAGGACAUGGCGAGAUUAGUGCUUGGAGAGUCGACAUCGUCCUGCGCGUGCAAGGGACAAAAGAGCGCCGGGCUGGCGUUUUUGGAGGACGACAUUGGUGGAUGUGGUUCACAGAACGGCCGCACACCUGGAGGCGAGAUGGCUGCCAUGGACAAGCAGCUGAGGGAGAACGAGGCACACGAAGCCCUCGAAGUCGACAUCGUAAAGGCGAUGUCUGAGAACAAAGUUGGGAGCGAGAAAGAAAGGGAACUUCCCAUCAGGAGCAGUAAUGGUACUUCCAGGGGGCCGGCUCGGCAAGUCCUUGGGAAUUGCAAGCGUUGCGGUUACAUGUCGAGUCAAGAGAUUUGUCAGGCUUGCAUGCUGCUGGAAGGCCUGAACAAGAAUCGCGCUCAGAUACAAAUCUAGCAUUUUGUACAUUGGGGAUGUGCUGAGAAGCUAGAAUAUCGUGGCUGGGUUGUUUAUGAGCGAAGGUGCCUAGUGGUUUUCGUCGCCUCAAUGGCCGCAGCGCUUGUCUCGUAUUCGCUCUCUAUGACAUUCUCCGCUCGACUCUCCAAGGGUUGUUUAAUUCAAAUCCGGGCGGCGCUAUCGGAUUGUCUGUUUGGCC